This is a messenger RNA of Pipistrellus kuhlii (Kuhl's pipistrelle), 4239 nucleotides long. RefSeq names its product F-box and WD repeat domain containing 7 (gene FBXW7). Gene Ontology annotation, biological process: ubiquitin recycling; proteasome-mediated ubiquitin-dependent protein catabolic process. The transcript is spliced from 12 exons. Gene Ontology annotation, cellular component: nucleus; cytoplasm. The coding region runs from base 403 to 2529 and encodes 708 amino acids. NCBI's taxonomy places the organism in Eukaryota, Metazoa, Chordata, Mammalia, Chiroptera, Vespertilionidae. Gene Ontology annotation, molecular function: ubiquitin binding. The record is from RefSeq and is a predicted model, not a curated record.
GCCGCUCUCCGCCCAGAGGAAACUUUCUAAACGCGCACACCACCCGGAGGAGCCUCCCGAACGUGACUGUCCCGGGAGAAGUGGCCGAGGACCGGCAGGCAGCAGGCAGCCUGAAGAGACCCAGGAAGAGGAAAAGAUACGUGGGGCCGAAGCCGCCUCUGCUCCCGCCCGCUGCGCGGAAGGGACCCGGGUGGUCGCCGGGCUGAGCGACACGAGCCCCCCCGCUUCUCCGCGACGCGCGGGUCGGCGCCUUCCGCAGCCGCAGCCUCAGCCUCGGUCCCGAGGAGGAAGGGAGCCGGCCCACUUGCUCAGCGCACGGUCCUUCUCCAAAGUAAUGUGAAAACCUUUGCAUCUUCUGAUAGUCUAGCCAAGGUCCAAGAAGUAGCAAGCUGGCUUUUGGAAAUGAAUCAGGAACUGCUCUCUGUGGGCAGCAAAAGACGACGAACUGGAGGCUCUGUGAGAGGUAACCCUUCCGCAAGCCAGGCAGAUGAGGAACAGAUGAAUCGUGUGGUGGAGGAGGAACAGCAGCAGCAACAGCUAAGGCAACAGGAGGAGGAACACACCGCAAGGAAUGGUGAAAUUGUCGGAGCAGAUCCUAGACCUGGAGACCAAAAUGAUUCCCAGCAAGGACAAUUAGAAGAAAACAAUAAUCGCUUUAUUUCGGUAGAUGAGGACUCCUCAGGAAACCAAGAAGAACCAGAGGAGGAUGAAGAACAUGCUGAGGAACAAGAUGAGGAGGAUGAAGAGGAAGAGGAAAUGGACCAGGAGAGUGAUGAUUUUGAUCAGUCUGAUGAUAGUAGCAGGGAAGAUGAACAUACACAUAGUAACAGUGUCACAAACUCCAGUAGUAUCAUGGACCUGCCUAUUCACCAACUCUCCUCAUCAUUCUAUACAAAGACAACAAAAAUGAAAAGAAAGUUGGACCAUGGUUCUGAGGUCCGCUCGUUUUCUUUGGGAAAGAAACCAUGCAAAGUCUCAGAAUAUACAAGUACCACUGGGCUUGUACCAUGUUCAGCAACACCAACAACUUUUGGAGAUCUGAGAGCAGCCAAUGGCCAAGGGCAACAACGUCGCCGAAUUACAUCUGUCCAACCACCUACAGGCCUCCAGGAAUGGCUGAAAAUGUUUCAGAGCUGGAGUGGACCAGAGAAAUUGCUUGCUUUAGAUGAACUCAUUGAUAGUUGUGAACCAACCCAAGUAAAACAUAUGAUGCAAGUGAUAGAACCCCAGUUUCAACGAGACUUCAUCUCGUUACUCCCUAAAGAGUUGGCACUUUAUGUGCUUUCAUUCCUGGAACCCAAAGACUUGCUACAAGCGGCUCAGACAUGUCGCUACUGGAGAAUUUUGGCUGAAGACAACCUUCUGUGGAGAGAGAAAUGCAAAGAAGAGGGUAUUGAUGAACCAUUGCACAUCAAGAGAAGAAAAGUAAUAAAACCAGGUUUCAUACACAGUCCAUGGAAAAGCGCAUACAUCAGGCAGCAUAGAAUUGAUACUAACUGGAGGCGAGGAGAACUCAAAUCUCCUAAGGUGCUGAAAGGACAUGAUGAUCAUGUGAUUACAUGCUUACAGUUUUGUGGUAACCGAAUAGUUAGUGGUUCUGAUGACAACACUUUAAAAGUUUGGUCAGCAGUCACUGGCAAAUGUCUGAGGACAUUAGUGGGACACACGGGUGGAGUGUGGUCAUCACAGAUGAGAGACAAUAUCAUCAUUAGUGGAUCCACUGAUCGGACUCUCAAAGUGUGGAAUGCUGAGACUGGAGAAUGUAUACACACCUUAUAUGGGCAUACUUCCACUGUCCGUUGUAUGCACCUCCAUGAAAAAAGAGUUGUUAGCGGUUCUCGAGAUGCCACUCUUAGGGUUUGGGAUAUUGAGACAGGCCAGUGUUUACAUGUAUUGAUGGGUCACGUAGCAGCGGUUCGCUGUGUUCAAUAUGAUGGCAGGAGGGUUGUUAGUGGAGCAUAUGAUUUUAUGGUGAAGGUGUGGGAUCCAGAGACUGAGACCUGUCUACACACGUUGCAGGGGCAUACUAAUAGAGUCUAUUCAUUACAGUUUGAUGGCAUCCAUGUGGUGAGUGGAUCUCUUGACACAUCAAUCCGAGUGUGGGAUGUGGAGACAGGGAAUUGCAUCCACACGUUAACAGGACACCAGUCGUUAACAAGUGGAAUGGAGCUCAAAGACAACAUUCUUGUCUCUGGGAAUGCUGACUCUACAGUUAAAAUCUGGGAUAUCAAAACGGGACAGUGUUUACAAACAUUGCAGGGUCCCAACAAGCAUCAGAGUGCUGUGACCUGUUUACAGUUCAACAAGAACUUUGUAAUUACCAGCUCAGACGAUGGGACUGUAAAACUGUGGGACUUGAAAACGGGUGAAUUUAUUCGAAACCUAGUCACAUUGGAGAGUGGGGGGAGUGGGGGAGUUGUGUGGCGGAUCAGAGCCUCGAACACAAAGCUGGUGUGUGCUGUUGGGAGUCGGAAUGGAACUGAAGAAACUAAGCUGCUGGUGCUGGACUUUGAUGUGGACAUGAAAUGAAGAGCAGAAAAGAUGAAUUUGUCCAAAUGUGUAGACGAUAUACUCCCUGCCCUUCCCCUCCCCCCCCCCCCAUGCAAAAAGAAAAAAAAAAAGAAAAAGGAAAAAAAUAGAAAAGAAAAAGAAAAAAAAUCCCUGUUCUCAGUGGUGCAGGAUGUUGGCUUGGGGCAACAGAAUGAAAAGACCUACAGACUAAGAAGGAAAAGAGGAAGAGAUGACAAACCGUAACUGACAAGAGAGGCGUCCGCUGUCUCAUCACAUACGAAGGCUUCACUUUUGACUGAGGGCAGCUUUGCAAAAUGAGACUUUCUAAAUCAAACCAGGUGCAAUUAUUUUCUUUAUUUUCUUCUCCAGUGGUCACCGGGCAGUGUUAACAUCGAAACAUCAUCACAGACUCUGCGCGUCUGUUCUCUUACCACUGAGACCUUCGAAAGGAGCUCUUAGAAAGGAGCUGCAAUAACAUCGGAAUAAGUAUGGUUGACUUUCUAAUCAGAGAGCAUCUGCAAUGAAAGUCAUUUUUCUGGAGUGGAAAAGCUAAAACAAUAUAUAUUACUGUGAAUUGUUUUUGUACAGUUAUCAUGAAAAGCUUUUUUUUUUUUUUUUUUUUUUUUUUUUUUUGCCAACCAUUGCCAAUGUCAAUCAAUCACAGUAUUAGCCUCUGUUAAUCUAUUCACUGUCGCUUCCACAUACACUCUUCAGUGCAUAUGUUGCUCAAAGGUGGCAAGUUGUCCUGGGUUCUGUGAGUCCUGAGAGAUGGAUUUAAUUCUUGAUGCUGGUGCUAGAAGUAGGUCUUCAAAUAUGGGAUUGUUGUCCCACCCCUGUACUGUACUCCCAGUGGCCAAACUUAUUUAUGCUGCUAAAUGAAAGAAAGAAGAAAAAAAAAAGCAAAUUAUUUUUUUUUAUUUUUUUUUUCUGCUGUGACGUUUUAGUCCCAGACUGAAUUCCAAAUUUGCUCUAGUUUGGUUACAGAAAAAAAAAAAAAAAAGACUUUUUUGCCACUGAAACUUGAACCAUCUGUGCCUCUAAGAGGCUGAGAAUGGGAGAGUUUCAGAUAACAAAGAGUGAAGUUUGCCUGCAAGUAAAGAAUUGAGAGUGUGUGCAAAGCUUAUUUUCUCUUAUCCAGGCGAAAAUUAAAACACAUUCCUUGGAACAGAGCUGUUGCUGCCUGUUCUGUGGAGAAACUUUUCUUUUUGAGGGCUGUGGUGAAUGGAUGAACGUACAUAAUAAAACUGACAAGAUAUUUUAAAAAUAUAUAAAACACAAAAGUAAAAUAAAGUUGCUGGUCAGUCUUAGUGUUUUACAGUAUUUGGGGAAACAACUGUUACAGUUUUAUUGCUCUGAGGAACUGACAAAGCAGAAACGAUUCCGUUUUUGUAGUAAAGGCGUCACAUGCAAACGAACGAGAUGAAUGAAAAAGUCACAUGGUUUGCCUCAUUCUCCAAGAGCCACAACUCAAGCUGAACUGUGAAAGUGGUUUAACACUGUAUCCUAGGCGAUCUUUUUUUUUUUUUCCUCCUCCUGUUUAUUUUUUUGUUUGUUUUAUUUAUAGUCUGAUUUAAAACAAUCAGAUUCAAGUUGGUUAAUUUUAGUUAUGUAACAACCUGACAUGAUGGAGGAAAACAACCUUUAAAGGGAUUGUGUCUAUGGUUUGAUUCACUUAGAAAUUUUAUUUUCUUAUAACUUAAGUGCAAUAAAAUGUGUUUUUUCAUGUUA